Messenger RNA from Paralichthys olivaceus (Japanese flounder), 4701 nucleotides. It is a transcript of the gene zfta, whose product is annotated as zinc finger translocation associated. NCBI's taxonomy places the organism in Eukaryota, Metazoa, Chordata, Actinopteri, Pleuronectiformes, Paralichthyidae. The record is from RefSeq and is a predicted model, not a curated record. Gene Ontology annotation, biological process: negative regulation of DNA-templated transcription.
CGUUCCGGCGGACAGAUGCGUGUCGAGCGGGGUGAGCGCGUUACUGCCGCGAACAUGUUGUUGUCGUGAGCGUGACAAGUCGGCGCUGCGCUACAGGGACGGAAGGAGGAAGACGAGCCAGGGUUUCAAGAGGCCGGUGAUGGAAGAGGCAGAGAGCGGGGGACUGGAGCCCGAGCCCCGGUGCGCCGAGCAGACUGAGCUGCUCUCAUUAAUAAUAAGCGGAGAGGAGGAAGCGACGCCAGAGGAGAGUGAGCUGGGAGAAGAGGAUGGUCUUGCCAACGGCCAUGGUGGGGAGGAGUCAGGGGCUGGCAUGGUCACGCCUGUCAGAUCUCCAGGUACCAGCUACUGGAGCAUCACGGAGGGACCUGACCACCCGCUGCUCCUUUCGCCGGCCCCUGGGCCCUCUGGACGAAAGCCCAGGGUCCAGAGGGCCUCGCGCCCAGGCCUCAGCCGGAUCCCAGGUCGGGACCACCGCCGCUACUACCACGAGUACUGGCGCAGUGAGUACCUGAUGGACUUUGACCCCCAGCGGCACGGGAUGAUCUGCAUGGUGUGCGGCAGCUCACUGGCCACUCUGAAGCUCAGCACCAUAAAAAGACACAUAAGACAGAAGCACCCAGACUCCCUGCUGUGGAGUGCUGCCGACAAGGAGGUUAUCCGCUCGGGCUGGGAGAGCCAUCUGAGCCUGGGGGGGAGUCAGAGAUCGUACAGCUCUGCUGCUGGACCUUUACCACAGGAAGAAGAGGAGCAGCUGGACUCAGGCCAACAUGCUGCUGAAGCCCUGGAUCCUGUUGCUCCCCAUGAGCCGCCACAACAAGCCCUCAGUCUGUCUCCCCAGUCUGAGGAGGUUGACGUCCAGCAGCCCCAGGAGCAGGAGGAGGAGGAUCUCUCCGGACCAACAGCUCAGACUUUGGAGCGCUACCUGAAUGACUCACUGCACGCUUGGUUCCGUCAGGAGUUCCUGAUGGAGUACGAAGCAGAGGCUGGCCGGCUGCUGUGCAUGGUGUGCGGAGGAGAGCUGCCCUCCCUUCACCUUGACCACAUCAAGAGCCAUGUGCUGGACACACACCCUAACUCCCUGGUCUUCAGCUCAGAGGAGAAGCACUGCAUCCUUCAGGCCUGGGCUCAGACUCAUGAAGAUUCAGAAAACUCAAUCAAAUCGGAGCCCAGCACCAAAGAAGAAGGCAUGGACCUAUUUGCUCAGGAUGCGGAGGCCAUCCAGAUCAACACUGACUUGUAUCCAGAAAGUGAUGGCACUUUAACUCAGGAAACAUGUCUCAUUGGUGAGGACGGCGGAGUAGGAGCUCCGCAACAGGGAUCCCAGCCCCUUCGUCAGCCCAGGAAGAGGCGUCUGCCUGGGGGCGACCCAUGGCGGCUCCGCCUUGACUACCUGGUGGCCUAUGGGCCUCAGGGCCAGGACACGUUCUGCAUGGUGUGUUCUCAGGUCCUGCACGAAACCAAGGUCAGCAGCUUCCGGCGCCACAUAAAGGAAUGUCACCCUGAGACCACGACCCUGAGCCGACAAGAAAGGGAAGCCAUGGCUGCUGCCUGGACCAAAGAUUAUUCUAGUGAAGACAUGCAAUCUCAAGAUGAAAUCAACCUUAGAGAAGCUACUACAGGAGAGACAUGUGACGACGCCUGCCCAGAUAUCACAACACCCAGUAAAACGGUGAAGAAAGAGGAAGGUGUGAGUGGGCGAAGAGGUAAAGCGAAGGACAGCAGCACCGCAGCCACGCCUUCUCGUCACAGCCAUUACCCCGGGAAGGACCAGAGGAGGAACUACCAGGUGCGCUGGCGGAUGGAAUACCUGAUGGACUACGACUGCAGGAGACACGGGCUGAUCUGCAUAGUGUGUGGAGCCACUCUGGCCACGUUGAAGGUCAGCACCAUCAAGAGGCACAUCCAGCAGGUACACCCCCACUCUCUGGACUACAGCCCGGAGGAGAAGCAGCAGGCUAUGCUGAGCUACAACCAGAUCGCCUUGCACUUCACCCACUCUGAUGACUGCUUCUCCUCCCAGGACCACGGCCACACAGAGCUGGCUCCCACUCCAGCACACUUUGGCACUUAAAAAGGGCUUCUGUCUGUUGCUCCUCAGAAGUCCCAUGUCCAGAAAAAGCCCUUCAAUUUCUUUGUUAAAGGGAAGUUCAGACCAAACAUGGUCUUACUGUCCUAUUCCUGCUCCUUGUCCUCUUUGACUUUGUUACCAAAUCUAUACAAUCAGGUGACUAGCUGUCACAAUGGUCAGAAAUAUGAGGGUAAGACCCAGGUUGAGAAACACAAGAAUUUCCCAUUACAUCUAAAUCUGAGAGUACUGUUGCAGGUGAAGUGGCAGAUUGCAACUGCUGCAGAGGAAAUGAAACAACCUAAAAUGUCAUGGCCUGAAAAACUCAAAGUCCAGCCACUCAUUUGAAACUAAAGCCUUAUUUGCACAGGACCAGUAUUACACAAGGACCUCAUGGGAUUGUUUAGGAACUGCAUAUUUGCAUGGGUGCACAAAAUCUGAUCUUUGCAGAUAUGUCUGUCAAAUCCUAAUACUUAAACAAGUGAUACCAUUGUUACCAUAGAUCACUGACCCAGUAGUUGAUGCUAUCCGUAGUAUCCAAAUACUAUGUGUAUUGGAAUACCAAGGGGUCUUAUACAUAUAUAAUAUGUAUAUGCACACAUACACACACAUCUGAUUAAUCAGAUCAUCACCAGUCCACUAAAAUGGGGGCAAAUAUUACAAGUAACUGCCCAGAUGACAUACUGUGUAGAAUAUGUAUUUAAGGAUAGGCUACAUAUUGAAUACUGAAUAUUGCAAUUAUAAUAAAUCACAUAUGGUCCCCUGUUAAGGGCCUGGUCAGACCAACUUUUAUGAUUUCACGGCAAAAUUUCAAUAAAAGUGUUUUGGUUAGUGGAAUUUCUCACAGAGGUGAAGUAAAUCUAAAACGAGCUUCUGCAUGAAGUGUAACUUCGAUAAACUUUGACAUCCAAAUUUGUUCCACGGACCAAAAACCAAACUGUCUGGGAAUAGAGAGCUGGAUUGCACAAAACAGAGGAAGCUAACAUAUUAGCUGUGUUGGACCUUCUUCCUUUAAUUAUUCCCCUGCACGAGACUAAAGCUCCACAAAAGAGGCAUUCACCGUAUACGCAUGGCAUGCAAUUAACCACUCCCCACCCUGAGUGUGAUAUCAGAGGAAAAUGGCCGCCAUGGGUAUAUGGCAAAUUGUUUGCAUUUGUGAGAAAAUUGUCUCUUGAAUAAACUGUGGUAACCUUGAACAGCAGUUAGCAAGCCAGGUAGCUAUAAGGAGCUAAUUUCACCUUCACGAUAGCUGCUUCAGUACCUCUGUCACAAUCCCUCCUUACUCAGUCUUUCAGGAAAAGUCCAACCAUUUCCUGGGAUCAAUGAUCAUCUCUACCAACACAUGUAAGAAGCUGAAUGUUUCUAAAGUUAAGCAGUUACAUUGUUGGCUUUAGAAGAAAAUCAGUUCCUAUGAAAUUUCAGCAGCAUGGCUUCAAACCUCAGACGUUUCACCCACAUGUGGCAUCUAGCGCUGACAUGUUCCUGGCAAGCAAAUGUAAACUGUCAGCUCAGAAGCUACCUUCACAAGCGGUUACUUUAUGCUGUCAGCACCACAUGUUUUACAAGGACACACAAUUUAUAUUUGCUGCGUCACUUCUGGUCUGACCAGGGUCGAACACUGAAAACUGGGCUUUAGAUAAAGGGUUAAAACUCCUUCUUGCUUCGUCUUAUACUUUCAACACGUAAUGGGUCCCUGGACUUUCAGUUUUUAAUGACCGUCAUUAUGUUUCCUUUCUGCCGGUCAUGUUUUUAGGUCUGCCUUGUUUCUGGUUGGGGCCAGAGUCUUAUGUUCUCAGGAACUUAGAAACAGAAUCUUCGGCGAGGCCAAGUUGAAUUAGUUUGAUGAUAAUGUGUCUGAAGACAACACAGCACUUUGCCCUAAAAAUGUACUAAACCCCAGCUUUCCUUCUGUACAGCUAAUAGAAUGAGACUGUGUUUGAUGUUAUUGCUGAAGACAAUGAAUGCCAGCGUGCAGUCAAUGAGUUCAGAUCUCCUAAUGUAUUUAAUUCCUUGUUUACAGUGGAGGAGACAUCCUCCUCUCUCAUCCAUUAUAAUGAGAUAUGUUAUCUCUCUGUCAUUUUGCAUCGUUGCUACGCCGACCUGCAUCCUUUUCAUCCUCCACAACUCAUGUUAGCCAAAAGCUGCACAAAAAAAGAAUAUGUAAAUACUUAUAUGAAAAUUUUGAAUUAUUUUUCCUUUAUACAAGCACUUUUAUGCACCCUGGUUUCUACAAAAACAUGUUUGUAAUUAUGUCCAGUUUUUCUACUUCAUUCAAGAUUUCAACAAUGUUUGUAAAACGGCUGGAGAACAGCCUGCUGGACUUCGAGUCUACUCCAGCUUUGGUACCGCUUCAUUUUUUCAUUCACUGUACAAAGUUUAUGCAACAAAAGGAGUUGAAGAAAAACUAAGAGUGUGUGCAAAAGAAAAAUCUGCCAUACAAUGUCAGCAGGAAAUGUAACUCAGGGAUUCUGUUUUCAUCAACAACCAUUUCAUCAGUGAUCGUUUAAGAACAUGUCAGCUGUUGACAUAGAUACUGUACAUGUGUCUGCUUUGGGUUGUUCAGGUAUUAGGGCCAAAAUAAAGUCAUAAUGUCAGGAGGAAAAAGUUGGAAAAUGUGAGAAAAUAACAUAACAAGG